Messenger RNA from Budorcas taxicolor (takin), 776 nucleotides. RefSeq names its product neuritin 1 like (gene NRN1L). Bases 288 to 776 code for a protein of 162 amino acids. NCBI's taxonomy places the organism in Eukaryota, Metazoa, Chordata, Mammalia, Artiodactyla, Bovidae. Gene Ontology annotation, biological process: neuron projection extension; nervous system development. Gene Ontology annotation, cellular component: plasma membrane. The transcript has 3 exons. The record is from RefSeq and is a predicted model, not a curated record.
AUCCCAUCCCAGGGGGCCUGGACACCACCCUCAUCUGCCCAGCUACUCUCCCAGAUCUCUCCAUCUCCGAGGCAAGGGCCCCCCGCUCCGGGUCAGCUCAGCACCCCACUCUGCUCCUGGGUUCUCCUCUCUCGAGUCCCUCCCUCCUCUUUUGCCUAUUGGAACUGGGGUGGGGCUUCUGGGUGGCUGAGCCCCGCCUCCCAUCCAAUCACAGUGCUUCCUCCCGGAGGCUGGGCCGAAGGGCUUCCUCCAAGCUGCUAGCCCUGUUAGUAGGCUCCCAGCUGGGGAUGAUGCGCUGCUGCUGCUGCUGCUGUCACCACCGGCAACCGCCCUGUGCGCUGGGGCUGUUGCUGUUGCUGCUGCUGUCGCCCCUCGCAGCAGCUGCAGCGGGCGCAGGCCGCUGCGACACCAUAUACCAGGGCUUUGCUGAGUGUCUCGUCCGCUUGGGAGACAGCAUGGGCCACGGAGGCGAACUGGAGACCAUCUGCAGGUCUUGGAAUGACUUCCACACCUGUGCCUCGCGAGUCCUAUUGGGCUGCCCAGAGGAGGCAGCCACCGUGUGGGAGUCACUACAGCAAGAAGCUCGCCGGGCCCCACACCCAGAUAACUUGCACACUCUCUGUGGCACCCCUGUGCGCCUUCAGGAGCGCGGGGUGGGCCCAGAGACCAACCAGGAAACCCUGCGGGCGACAGCGCCAAUGCCCACCCCGGCGCCCACUCCCCGGCUGCUGGCAGCUGCUCUGGCGCUGGCCUGCCUCCUGGGGCCCCUGGCCUAG